Molecule: messenger RNA, 4814 nt
Organism: Gigantopelta aegis
Lineage: Eukaryota; Metazoa; Mollusca; Gastropoda; Neomphalida; Peltospiridae
Product: zinc finger protein 507-like
Exons: 2
Coding region: 178-4062 (1294 amino acids)
Biological process (GO): regulation of transcription by RNA polymerase II
Cellular component (GO): nucleus
Molecular function (GO): DNA-binding transcription factor activity, RNA polymerase II-specific; RNA polymerase II transcription regulatory region sequence-specific DNA binding
Source: RefSeq, a predicted model, not a curated record
GACAUAUUUUAGUCGCCAUCUUGACCGCCAGAUUGAUGUUUUGGAAGAAAAAAAAAGACUAUGUUUUAAAAAAGAACAUACUCUACUGAUGUCACCUGGAAGUAGAUCCGUUGAAUGUGUGUAAAAGUACGUCCGUUAAUAUGUCCUGGUGCUGACUGACUGCGAAAUGGUUUGACCAUGACGGAGGUGUGCAAGCCGACGGCCGCCACGUCUGUGAGUUCGCUACAGAAGAGAUCUGAACACUCGUGCCGAAUCUCUGAGUCCUCCCAGUCGACCCCCAGCAUCACCAUAUACGCAUCGACCCCGCCCACUGCCGACCUUGAGACACGGUCUGAGUCGGACGAAUCUGGUCCUCUCAUCAUCAUCGAACACAUCGAGAGUCCCGCGAAACCGGCCAACAACACCACGCCCGUCAAGUGUUUGUCCGUGUAUGGCGAGUCUGAUGCUGGGUCGCCGCCCCAGGAUGGGAGGCCGCUGUUCCAGUGCGAGUCGUGCGACUACUACAGCCACAACAAACACUAUCUGAAGCAGCACGUGGAUCUCGUGCACAACGCAGACCGCCCCUACAAGUGCCCAUUCUGCGACUACGCGGGCAAGCGGAGCCACUCGCUGCGGGAACACCUCGUCGUCCACACCAACGAGCGGCCGUACGAGUGCGGCUACUGCAACGCGACCUUCAGGAAGAAGGGCCACCUGACGAACCACAUCAAGCUGCACACCAGUCAGAAGUCGAUGAUCAUGUGCAAGCUGUGUAACCAGACACUACCGGACGUGGCCGCAUUCGAGGGCCACUUGAAGACCAACCACAACACGGACAAACUGUACGCGUGCCAGCGGUGUGAGUUCGUCGCAUCGGACCACGUCAGCAUCAUGAACCACGUCGUGGUGCAUGCCGCGGAGAACUUCUACCGCUGCAGCAAGUGUAGCUUCAUCACCGCCGAUGUCGGGUCGCUGGCCUCCCACGCCGACACCCACCUUCCCAAACAAAACACCGUCCCCGUGGAGUUGCCUGUGAAAGACAUGAUGAUGAAGUGCACGGAGUGCGGCUUCUCUGCCAGUGAUACAAACACGAUGAAAAGUCACCUGCUGAAACAUUUGGCAGCGACUAAAACGCAGGUGCUGCCCCAGACACCUGUUGCCUUACCUCAGACCCCCCACGUCCUCGGUUACAGCAUCGAUCAGCCUCUCCCGCAGAACGCUUCCUACAAAUGCACGGAAUGCAACUUCACCGACAAGGAUGCCACGAUUUUCAUAAAGCAUCUUCUGACGCACAAGGUCAAACAACAGUCUGCAGCAAAGGCCCUGCAAACUGAGGAAAUCCACCAGCCUCAGGAGCCGAAGCCUAUUGUGGUCACACCCAUAGCGAAGAAAAACACCUGUCAGAAUGCAACCCCACCAUUUAUUUUCGACCAGCUGUCUGGUCGCUUCCGGUGCAUAAUCUGCGGGUACACGUGUGAGUUCCAGAGGACAAUUAAGGCACACAUCUGGAAACACACGGGACACAAAAACAUCAAUUAUCCCAUGUUUCAGAAUGGACCGUUGAGUAUUUACGAUGACCAGACUCCCAUAAAGAUUGAGAAAGGGGUCGGUCAGGUUCCAGCACACGGAACUAUUCUCUCCAUCAAGCAUCCCGACGAACUUACAGACAAUCUUAGUAAACGUUCUGAGGUUGUGGAAUCUCAUGGUAAAAACUCAUCAUCAUCAUCAUCUCAUAGUAGUCUCGUUCAGAGGUUGCUGAGUGGUCACCUGGUUUCUGAUCGUUUAGUUGUUAAACCAGCAGUGACCUCCAGUUCUCCCUCUGUUAGAUCUGAUCCUGAUGUUGUAACAGAAGGUGGUAAAACGACAGCUGUCAAAGAAUCUCCCUCAAAGCUUACACGUGAGGACAAAGUAGAUGGGCAAACGGAAGCUGAAUCUCUCCAUCCUGCUAAAGAAGCGACUGUGAUUCAGUCGGUCGUAAAGAAAGAAAGUGAAGAAAUUAAAGCAAAACCGGACUCCACCAGUGUCACCUCAUCCAGCUCCUCUGUUGUGUCACCAGUGGCAGUUGCAGGUUCUGAUGGGCAUGCAGAUUUACAAAGCAAACAAACAACAACUUACUUCACUAUCUCAUCUGAAAUACCUCAAUCGGCAAGUGAAAGUCAGUCUUCCUUAAAAGAAAUGACUGUUGUUUCAGAAGCAGAAACUUCUAAAGCGAUUCAUGGAAUCACUAAUCAACACGAGCAGUGGGAUGAGUCGACAAACCUAGGGAUUAGUGUCGUCGUGGAGACUGUAGACACUGCUCCUCCAUCAUCCGUGUUCACCAGUAUGAAGAGUCAGCAGAACAGUCCUAGGAUUUCCGAUCUGCAGCAGGCAUCGGAUGCUGAAUGUGCUGAAACUGGUCAGUGUGAUGACAAAUAUCCAAAGGAAAUCCAGCCGGAGAAUGAGAGUUCACAGCAGAGUUCUUCAGCUAAAGAAGAUUCAGUGCUGAAGCAGACUCUACUAGCUGCAGAUCUGUCGAAGGACAAUGAGUCAGCAAUAACCCUUCUGUCACUGUUGAAGAAAGGUCCGAACAGAAAUCCGGCUCAUGUUGAUUCUCACCUGCGGUUGUCUGACCAAACUGGAGGAAACCUGAGUCCUGACGGAGAGAGCAGAUCUGACUCGGACACUGACCAGGCAUCAGAAGGUGGUGAUGACUCCUUGUCCUCAGCCAGACCAAAGUCUGGCAUCUGUUCUUCAUUACUCGCCGUCAUAGAGCAACUCAGGGAGCGGGCCAACUCAGAAGGUGAGAGUGUCAUUUCACAGGGUGGAAGAGCAAGCAUUUCGGUUAUAAAGAAAGAGUGUCUCACAGAAGACGACCUGCCUCCAGAAAAUAUGGAGAACAUUGAGCAACUGCAGGAGGACGGAGAGAUCAAAUACCGAUGCAAGUUCUGUCAUUACAGCAAUCCACGAGCGUUGCUAAUCAAACUGCACAUGCGGCUGCACAAAUCCAAGCAGCCGUUUGAGUGUUCUUUGUGCAGCUACAUAGCCAAGUCGAGCGAAAGUCUGCAGGACCACAUGAUAAAGCACUGCAAGGUGCGCACCUACCAGUGCAAGCUGUGUCCGUCUGCCUUCAACUACAAGAGUCAGCUGCGGGCCCACAUGAGGGCUCACAGCGACAAGGACCCGUUCUGCUGUGAGUCGUGUGACUUCGAGACAAUGGACGCCACGACGUACAGGACUCACGUCCGCUACCACAUAGACAAGAGCUGCUUCAGGUGCGACUCGUGCAAGGACAUCUUCCCGACGCUGUCCGAUCUGAACCUGCACAUCCUGGAGCUGUCGUGUAAAAACAUGCUCAACUGCGAGGAGUGCAGCUUUGUUGCCGACGACAACCUGGGUCUGAUCAACCACAUCCGCGAGACACACCGGGACUUCCGCUGCCUCGAGUGUACCUUCUCCUGCACCACGCGGCUGGCCCUCACCCACCAUGCGACCUCCCACCACCACAGCGUGGCCAGCGACGACUCGGGUCUGCUCAAGUGUGACCUCUGCGACUUCACAGCCGUGUCCAGUCGGAGUCUGAAGUCGCACAUGAAGCGGCACAUCAAUGACCAGCGCUAUGUACAGCAGCCGCUGGAGCAGUACAAGUGCAACCUCUGCGGCUACGUCUGUCACCACCUGCCCUCUCUCAAGUCGCACAUGUGGCGGCACGCCAGCGAUCGCAACUACAGCUACGAGUUCACCAACGACGUCAUCAAUGCUGCCAUCGAUUACGACUGCCGCAUCGACAGCUCGAAGAUAGACGACCCCGACCUGAUGGAGAAGAUCCUCAGUUCAGAACGGCAGAUCCUGGAGGGGCGUCUGAGCCGGUCGGUGUGUGGGGGUGCGUCCGCCAUAUGCUGGGUGACCUUCCGGUGCUGCCAGUGUGGCUUCGAGACCAUCAACAAGGCAGACCUGAACGUCCACAUGAAGUCUCACUCGGACAUAAUCCAGCGAACACUAGACGUCGGAGGUCAGCCUCGUAGGGCCUUCAAGAGAGUCGGGGAAGAUGGUGGGCAGACUGCCGCUGAACCAGCUAAAGCUUCAAAGGUUGAGGACAGUGGAUGAACUGGUCCAACCACCGUCUGUUUUACUGCUUCACUACAUCUCGGUUCGAUUCAGUUUUUACAAAGUUUCUGGCAGAAUAUUAUGCCAAGUCUUGUGUUAAUGGUUUAAUUAUAAUUUUUUUCAAGAUCUGAGUGUUACAUAUAUAUAUCAUAAUGAAUCAGCAGUGUUUGUUUGUUUUAUUUUUAAUUAAUACCAGAACAAUGGUCACAGCUUGACAAUAUACGAGUUGCCUUCAGACAUACUGUCUUUUUAAUACAGAAUAUCAAAAAUGUGGUCCAAGACCAGAAAAUAUUUUUCGUAAAAAAGAAAUUGUGGCUAUAUUACUAUUAUUAUACAAUGUAUAUUAAUAAUAACAUUGUAGAGAUAUGUGUGUUAAUAUGUAUAUGUUUGUACAUAGCUGAAUAUAUUGCCUCUCAGUAUUGUUCGGGUUAAACUAUUAGCUUUAUAUUGUGUGAAAUAUAUAAAAACUGUUUAAUUAUCUUUUUUUUAAAACUACUUUGUUCGAUUUAAAUGUAUUGUAUAAUUGUGUUGCCAAAAACCCAGUGACCCAUUCUAUUCUUUAUCGUCAUCACUUUCAAAUUUCUGAGAAACUUAGGUAAAUAAUUUCAGACAUUUUUACUAAAGAGUUCUUACAAACAGCAGUCUGAUUAAAAUUAGCUCUACUGGGUCUACCAGUAGAUCUAACAGCAUUGCAUGGACUCCCAUGUCCAGAUGACAUUUCAUCUAUAAAUAACAAUUUAAAUAUCGACCAA